CCGUCCGGCCCGCGCGCCGGCCCGCACCGCCGCCGAGCGUUCGGGGCGCCGAGCCGGGAGGAUCCGGGAUGGGGCUUCCGGCGCUGGGCGCGCUCCGAGCCCGGCGCACGUGAGAGCCGAGGAGCGCCAGGAGCCUCCCCGCUAGCCGGAGCCCCGUCGCCCAGGACGCGGGGAUGUCGGAGGCGCCGCCGCCGGUUCCCAGAGGAGCCGCCGCCCCGGGGAUCCCGGGGCACGGUGCGCGCCCGGGCCGGCAGCGCCUGGAGAAGACGGCGCCCCCUACGCCCGACCCGCGUGGCCCGGGCCGCGCCGCACGAGCCUUCUAGGCGGCCGCAGGGCCCCAGCAGCUCCGCCGCCGGCGCCCCCUCGGAAACCAUGACCCCCGGCGCGGGCCCAUGGAGCCAUGGCCUAUAGGGUCCUGGGCCGCGCGGGGCCACCUCAGCCGCGGAGGGCGCGCAGGCUGCUCGUCGCUUUCACGCUCUCGCUCUCCUGCACUUACCUGUGUUACAGCCUCCUGUGCUGCUGCGGCGACCUCGGCGCCCCUCGCUGCCUCCGCAGCCCCGGCGCGGGCGGCCAGAAACUUCUCCAGGAGUCCCGCCCCUGCGAUCCCUCGGGCCCGACGCCCGGCGAGCCCGGCGCUCCCAGCGCGCCCGCCGCCGGCGCGCCCUCCCCUCGCCUCUCUGGGUCCAACCACUCCGGCUCUCCGAAGCUGGGUACCAAGCGGCUGCCCCAAGCCCUCAUCGUGGGCGUGAAGAAGGGGGGCACCCGCGCCGUGCUGGAGUUUAUCCGCGUGCACCCGGACGUGCGGGCCUUGGGCACCGAGCCCCACUUCUUCGACAGGAACUACGGCCGCGGGCUGGACUGGUACAGGAGCCUCAUGCCUCGGACCCUUGAGAGUCAGAUCACACUGGAAAAGACCCCCAGCUAUUUUGUCACUCAAGAGGCCCCUCGCCGGAUCUUCAACAUGUCCCGAGACACCAAGCUGAUCGUGGUCGUACGGAACCCCGUGACCCGUGCCAUCUCGGAUUAUACCCAGACGCUCUCCAAGAAGCCGGACAUCCCUACGUUCGAGGGCCUCUCGUUCCGCAACCGCACGCUGGGCCUGGUGGACGUGUCCUGGAACGCCAUCCGCAUUGGCAUGUAUGCGCUGCACCUGGAGAGCUGGCUGCGUUACUUUCCGUUGGCUCAGAUCCAUUUCGUCAGCGGCGAGCGGCUCAUCACCGACCCGGCCGGCGAGAUGGGGCGCGUCCAGGACUUCCUGGGCAUUAAGAGGCUCAUCACGGACAAGCACUUCUACUUCAACAAGACCAAAGGAUUCCCUUGCUUGAAAAAAACAGAAUCGAGCCUCCUGCCUCGAUGCCUGGGCAAAUCAAAAGGCAGAACUCAUGUACAGAUCGACCCUGAAGUGAUAGACCAACUCCGGGAAUUUUAUAGACCAUAUAAUAUUAAAUUUUAUGAAACUGUUGGGCAGGACUUCAGGUGGGAAUGAGCCACGGAGAUUCAAGGGCUCUUCCAGUAGUCUCUUCCAUGAGGUUUGCCCUGAGAGCCUCUGACCCUCUUCCCUCAGCGAAUCCAGGCUCCAGCCCCUAUUCCCCUCUUGGGUUCCAUCCUCUUGGAAUGGGGAAGCCCAGCUAAAGGCCAAGAGACCAGGGGGGUGGUGGUGGCUGCCUGCCACUAGCUCUCCCCAGUCUGUCCAGGCAAAGUUGAUCUAUUUCUGGCACAUCCGGUCAGUUCCUAAUAGUUUCCCUUCAGCCCAUAUGAGGCCUUGGGAAGAUAUUUUAGGAAGCACAGAUCUUCUGAUUAUUGAUACAUAUAAGUGGUGAUGGUUCUGUUGCUUUGAACACAGCAGUCUGUCCCAUCACUGUCCACCCUGGAGUGGGCUUGUUAAUUCCAAGUGGCAUGUACCUCCCCUCUGAGCUUAACUCUCUGGAGCUGCCCUGGGUGAUGGAUGGGGACCAGCCUUGUCCUCCUGACCUUAGCAGCUCGUGAAGAGAUUGUGGAGCUGGAAGUGUUGCCCCUGGCCACUCUUAGGAGACAGACCCUUUGCUGAUGAAAUAAACCAGUGAUUUCAAAGCCUGUGGUUUCAACUCUGCUUGAAGGGGAACUGUCUUUGAAAACCACCCUGUGAUUCUCCCUGCUCCCUGUGGACAAAAGCACAUAAUUCUGCUGUUACGGGUACUUUCCUCACGCGAGCUUUCAUGUUCAGCAUGCAAUGGAAUCAUGCUUGUCCAUGUGAAAUAAAUACGGCUCUCUCGUGUCCUUA
Molecule: messenger RNA, 2260 nt
Organism: Budorcas taxicolor (takin)
Lineage: Eukaryota; Metazoa; Chordata; Mammalia; Artiodactyla; Bovidae
Gene: HS3ST2
Product: heparan sulfate-glucosamine 3-sulfotransferase 2
Exons: 2
Coding region: 401-1486 (361 amino acids)
Molecular function (GO): [heparan sulfate]-glucosamine 3-sulfotransferase activity
Source: RefSeq, a predicted model, not a curated record